GCAUUAGUCGCUCAUUGACGGAACAAUGCCCCGCCGGCUCUUUAAAUGAUGAACAGCUCCCAAAUCAGCCACCAUCAGCUGAUUGCUCCAACGGGUUUAACCCAUGGCGCAAACGACAGUUGCGUCGCCUGCGUUAAUAGGGCCUGGCAGGUGAUUCGCAGCCGCCGGCGCUGCGCCGAGACGUAAUUGAAUCACUGCGGGCCGCGGCGUCUCCCCUCGUCCGCUGCGGUCGGCAAUGCAAUUUGCACACGGUUCGAACGGUGUGGGUCACAAGGCUGCACGAAGCAUUCAGCUGCUCGGUCUGAGAGGAUGUUCAGCAGACGCGAGAAACCCCGAAGAUCACCAUCACUACAAAUAGAAGCUGCGCGUGAAUGAACAGGAUUAGGUUGCAAUUUCAACGAAACGUCAUGUUCCAAAACACGGACCCAGAGAGAGUUCCACUGGUGACGGCCGCGCAGACGUACACCGCUGAGCGAAGUGCGUCCAAGCAGGAGGCCGCGCUCCGAGGCGGGCCCGGCGCCAUCAGCCAUUGCCAUGACAACAGCCACGCUCAGGAGGACCGGGAACGGGAGAAGCAGGUCGCCAGGAAGCGGCUGUACGUGGUCUCCGUCAUCUGCCUGGUUUUCAUGGUCGGUGAAACCACCGGCGGGUAUUUCGCCGGCAGCCUCGCGGUAAUGACGGACGCCGCCCACCUGCUGGUGGACCUGCUCAGCUUCAUCAUCAGCCUGUUGUCCCUGUGGCUCUCCUCCAGACGGGCCACGCACAAGCUGAGCUACGGCUGGCACCGAGCAGAGAUCCUGGGCGCGCUGCUGUCGGUUCUGACCAUCUGGCUGGUAACGGGAGUGCUGGUUUACCUGGCCGUGGAGCGCCUCAUCAGUGAUGACUACACCAUCGAGGGCACGGUCAUGCUCAUUACCUCGGGCUGUGCUGUGUUGGCCAAUAUUAUCAUGGCCCUCACCCUUCACCAGUCUGGCCACGGCCACAGUCACGGGGGGCUCAGCUCGCAAGGCCACGGCCACGCUCACAAGAAGGGGAGAGGAUGCGGUCACGUCUCCAGCAACGGCCAUGUGGACGCGGAGCAAAAUAACGGGCGCAGGGCCAAGCAGGCCAACGCCAGCGUGAGGGCGGCCUUCGUCCACGUGGUGGGAGACCUGCUGCAGAGCCUCAGCGUGCUCGUCAGCGCCGUCAUCAUCUUCUUCAAGCCUGAAUACAAGAUGGCCGACCCCAUCUGCACCUUUCUGUUCUCAAUACUGGUCUUGUGCACAACGUUUACCAUCAUGAGAGACAUCGUGGUGGUUCUGAUGGAAGGCGCUCCGUCGGGGGUGCGGUACCGCGAGGUUCGUCAAGGCCUGCUCGCGGUCAAGGGGGUGACGGCGGUGCACAACCUGCACAUCUGGGCGCUCACCAUGAACCAGGUCAUGCUGUCGGCACAUGUAGCCAUAGACGACUCGGCGGAUGCUCAGACGGUCCUCAGGGAAAUGACCCAGGCCUGUUUCUCCUCCUACAACUUCCACUCCGUUACCAUCCAGAUGGAGAGAGAAGCCGACCUGAAGCCCGGCUGUGUUCUGUGCGAAGACCCCAAGAUGUAGGAACCUUCUGUGGGCGCGGCCUGAGGGCAGCCGGUACUGGCUCCUGGAACGCGUCUGAAUCCGGAUCGGCUUCCUGCUGUGUGGAGUUUUAGAACCUUAACACUCAUGAUUUAGUUUUUAAUAGAAACCAAUGUUUUCUGUUUGAUACAUGGUCGUUUUUGACUUAACUGCCUAUUUAUUCUUCUGUUCACUCUUCUAAAAGUACUAACCCCUUGGUUGUGUACCUUCAUAGGAAGCAUUCAGUCUGGUGCUAAAGUACAGUUUGAGUAUAGUUCCAAUGUGUCAACAUAACACACAGGAUCCAUCUGCACAGUGUGUGGCUCACAAAUAUAGACCAAAGGAUAUUUCAGUGCUGUAUGUGGGAGGAAUCAAGUGUAUUUAUACGUGAUCAAAUGUCUCUUCACUGCUUUUGUACAGUUGUAAGGUACAUGCUGAGAUGAAUUAUUCAAUAAAAUAUUCCUUUUUUCACA
Betta splendens (Siamese fighting fish) is the source of this 2059-nucleotide messenger RNA. RefSeq names its product solute carrier family 30 member 8 (gene slc30a8). Gene Ontology annotation, molecular function: zinc ion transmembrane transporter activity. The transcript is spliced from 10 exons. The record is from RefSeq and is a predicted model, not a curated record. Gene Ontology annotation, cellular component: plasma membrane. The coding region runs from base 372 to 1589 and encodes 405 amino acids. Lineage: Eukaryota; Metazoa; Chordata; Actinopteri; Anabantiformes; Osphronemidae. Gene Ontology annotation, biological process: response to glucose; zinc ion transmembrane transport; insulin secretion.